GUACCGGUUUAGUGGUGACGUUGAAGAAAAAGAAACUUCAACUUUUCACCGGUCUCGAUACUUUUGGUCCACAGCUAUACAAUGUCAUCCCAGUGUACUGUGAAUGGGACCACUUCCGGGUCGGUGCAAGUUGUUUUGGAUUGUAUCAAUCGAGACAUUUCGCAGACAAUAUCGUGCCGUAGACUCUUGACGUUUAACGUGGUAGCGCUGAGUGAACAGCUGUGUUGAAUCCAUGUACGACAUCAUCAUCUUCUGACUGGAUAUGUCAACAUUUGCCGCAUUCACAGACAGAUGGCAACAUCAAAUACAGCUGCCAUGUAUUGUAUUCUGAAUUUUUCUGCAUAGAAUACAAAUAGUAACUAACGUGUGAAGCAGACGAAGGUGACGUUUACAGAAGUAGAUUUCAGUAAAUAUGUUAAAGUAUGACACUGGAGGUAAUUUGACAUGGCGGUGUAUUAAAGGAGACACAAUUUCGAUGCAUUUAUGUAUUAAUAUCUGAUAUCUUAACUGUAAGAUAGACCAAUUCGUCUGACAUAUUCAUCAUGCAUUCUGAUACUGGUGAACAAAAAGACGAUUUUCACUGGGCUCAACCAGACUGUAAGCAGACGAAAAAAGCUGAUGAUGUCAUUCGCGGUGACGUCACCCGUGACGUAAGGUGCAGUUCUUGGAAGCACCUGCUGCCAGGAGCUGCCGAUAAACAGUCCAAUUCUGUAGUUAAUAAAGACGAAAGUGGUCGCGUGAAUUUACAGCCCAGCGAAGCUGUUUCACAAGGAAUUACUAAUAAACAGACCAUUGUUAUAUGUAAUAAGAAAAUAUAUGGUGACAUGCUUUGGCAGACCAGUGAAAGUAAUGUAAAAGGAACUGCCAACAGAUUAUUAAGUCGUGUAGUUAACAAUCAGGGCCGUUACAGACGACACGGUCUGGACGAUACCAGCGUACCAGUAAGUUCAAACCAAGAGCGAGUAAUACCAAGAAGGAAAUUGCUACAUUGUGAAGCAAACUUCAACAGCCCUAAAACUAAUCAGACAAAGUGUGAAUGUAUGGAAUUGGAUGUGGAUUCGUGUAGACAUGAUGCCCAUGGACAACCUCUAUCAGCAUUUUCUGUCUCUAAGGAUACUUCUCGAGCGUGUGAAACACAAUCUCAUCAUAAUUUCUCUUCAGAAUUGUACUCGAAAGAGUUCCCUACAUUUGGUGGCUCGUCAGAUACCGCUAGUGACAUUAAAGCUACAGACCUGGUAGACUCAAACAUUAUUGUGAAGGACGCUGUACCACAAGGAAACCUUUCAGAUGAUAUCACGCUGAGUGUUGCCGAAUCUGUUGUGAUUCAUACCCAAGAAAUUGUAGCUCCAUCUUUAUCUGAAACAAACAGAGUAGCUUUAGAAUCAGUUGAACAGGAUGUAGAUGUCGAACACCCUAUCUUUAAUAAAGGUUGUGCUCGAACUGUGGGUGUUCCAGAAAUGAUCGAAAUAAAUUCAUUGGAAGCAAAAAGUUUGAUGGCAGCUAGUAAGACUCGCGUGAUUGAAUUGGGAACAAGGAUGUCGAAAGGAGAGGCUGGUUCGACAGAAGACAAAUCUAGUAAGGAUGUUACAAGAGGAGUUGCACCAGGCUCCAAUGCUGGCUGGUUUAUCGCCCCGGAAACCGUUCUCGUGGAAGAUCAAGCUUUAGAAGGUCCUGUUAUUCAACUGGACGAGGACGGGCUGAAUCUGGACUACAUGCACGUGUUCUGGGUGGAUGAGGAGUCAGAGGUGAUCAGCGAGGAGGACAAACUCGAACACUCCGUACGUCAGAUGACGAAACGCGAAAAAGACCGCCAGAAGAAACGAGCGAUGAGGGCCAACCCAGAAUACAGAGAGAAGGAGACGGCUAAAGCACGACUGAGGAUGAAGAUGAGGCGCCAGGACCCGGAGUACCGCGAACAGGAACGUCGUAGAGACCGCGAUAGGCGGAGACAGGCCAGGUCCAAGAGUGGCUUGUGAUGUCACGACCUCCGAAUACCGCGAACAAGAACGUCGUAGAGACCGCGAUAGGCGGAGACAGGCCAGGUCCAAGGGUGGCUUGUGACGUCACUACCCCCGAGUACCGCGAACAGGAACGUCGUAGAGACCGCGAUAGGCGUAGACAGGCCAGGUCCAAGAGUGGCUUGUGACGUCACGACCUCCAAAUACCGCGAACAGGAACGUCGUAGAGACCGCGAUAGGCGGAGACAGGCCAGGUCAAGGAGUGGCUUGUGAUGUCUGCAGGCCAGGUCAAAGUGACUUGUGACGUCAGCGGGCCAGGCCAAAGAGUGGCUUGUGACGUCAGUGGGCCAGGUCAAAGAGUGGGGUGUGACGUCACGACCCCCGAGUACAGCGGCCAUGUCAAAGAGUGGCUUGUGACGUCACGACCCCCCCAGUACCCCGGCCAAGUCAAAAAGUGGCUUGUGACGUCACGACCCCAGAGUACCGCGGCCAGGUCAAAGAGUGGCUUGUGACGUCAGCGAGCCAGGGCAAAGAGUGGCUAUGACGUCACGGCCCGAGUAAGAACGUCGUAGAGAUCGCGAUAGCCGCAAAGAAGCUUAUGACAUCAUAAUAGCUUUGAUACUGCCACAUGCCCAAGACAGCGAACUUGAGCUACAGCUGGAUGUAAACCACAGAAGUGAAUUAACAGACGAUCACAUAUAUAACUGGUUGUUUUGUGAAAUUUAAACAAUUGGAGAACUGACAGCUGGUAGUGCGUGGGUUCGAAUCCCAUUUGGGACAUAGAAUUUCAAAUACCAGAUUAAUUCCACGGAAAAUUGUUUCCAAGUAUUUAUUAUCAGAUGACCAUAAGCUUUAUGCUGCAAUAAAAGUCAUCAACCUAC
Gigantopelta aegis is the source of this 2839-nucleotide messenger RNA. RefSeq lists its product as uncharacterized. The coding region runs from base 543 to 1976 and encodes 477 amino acids. NCBI's taxonomy places the organism in Eukaryota, Metazoa, Mollusca, Gastropoda, Neomphalida, Peltospiridae. The record is from RefSeq and is a predicted model, not a curated record. The transcript is spliced from 4 exons.